CCUCAAAGUCGACCUUCCCGGUAGGUAGGCUUCGUUUUUGCCUCGACUAUCAUCCAAGCUACGAACAGCUUUUACGCGCCCACCAUCAUGGCCGUCCUUGAAGCCAUUCCUGGUAUAAAGGUCACCGUGCGCAUCAAUGGUGUAGACUGUCUGGAAUACGAUGACCUUGAUGUUCCCGAGCAGCAGCUCAGUCACCCGACGUCGUCGAAAUACAUUGAGUCACCUGAUAACACCGAGUUCACUCUCUGCUUCAGUGUACAAAAGGACUACAACUGGGGUGACAAGAUCCACUGUCUUACUUUCCGCGUCUGGGUCGAUUCUACUUGGAUUGGAGGUCGAAUUAUCUAUAAAAACAACCUCACAAAUGGCCAAUAUGAGGAGGUGGUCAAAGGCCAAGAUAUAUUCUGCGACAACACUAAAUCCUGGUUCAAUCACGCACUUAAAUUUUCUACAGUGAAAAUCGUCGAGGACGUGACGAAAGAACGCAUCGAGAAAGAUCAACAGGUAGCCAAAAACCUCGGGCUAAUCGAGGUUAAAGUAGAACGCGGAAUUUAUGUUAUGGAGGACUACAACCACUACGACGGGUACGCUCAGCUGGGGGGUUCUUCUUUUGAGCUUGCCGAGAGGUCCCUGAAGGGCAAAUCAAUUUCCCAUGGAACCAUUUUAUCUACUAGUAUAAAGACUUCACGCCCUAGGUAUAUGCAAGCCAUGCGUCCCCCGGGUGAUAAUGGCCCUAUUGCCAUCUUCCAAUUUCGGUACAGAUCAAGAAGGGCUCUCCAGCAAGAGUUGAUAAUCCCGCAGACUCCACCCAGAUUACCAAGUCUAGACGGGCUUUCUAUGGCUGAAAUAACCCGACUAGCAAAGGAGAGACUUGAGGAAAUAAAUAUAGAAAAGCAGCUCGUCAAAGAAGAACCGAGAUUUAUCAAACGUGAGGUUUACGAGGUUUAUGAUCUAACUGAGGAUGGUACAUCAGCUCUCCCUGCUAAGGCUCGACGUUUUCCAUCUGAAGUCAUAGACCUCACUGAUGACUAAGUCCAAGUCAUAGAGUAUCAUUAGGUACUUUACGGUCGAUUAAAGCUAGGUAGCUAGUAGUGUUGUGUUGAUUUACAGGGCGGUUACUUACAUAUACUGUCAAAAGCUAGGUAAAUACCUCUAGUGAAGCUUGGCCUGCUUUGUGCACUGCCAUAGUACUAAAGAGAAAGAAUUUCGCGUACAGAUAGAGCUACUACUUUUGCAACUUGCAAGUCCUUAUACUAUUUGCAAUCUAAAAUUUUGAUGAUAAGUUCAUGGAACGUCUAUUUUUAGGAAAUGAAAAUUCGCUGAGGUAGAAAAUAAUUACACAUUAUCCCCUAGAUAGAAAUCUAAGAGUGAAG
Molecule: messenger RNA, 1373 nt
Organism: Daldinia loculata
Lineage: Eukaryota; Fungi; Ascomycota; Sordariomycetes; Xylariales; Hypoxylaceae
Exons: 6
Coding region: 88-1032 (314 amino acids)
Source: RefSeq, a predicted model, not a curated record